This is a messenger RNA of Monoraphidium neglectum, 1173 nucleotides long. RefSeq lists its product as hypothetical. The coding region runs from base 1 to 1173 and encodes 390 amino acids. The transcript has 4 exons. NCBI's taxonomy places the organism in Eukaryota, Viridiplantae, Chlorophyta, Chlorophyceae, Sphaeropleales, Selenastraceae. The record is from RefSeq and is a predicted model, not a curated record.
AUGCUGCGAUCCAGGCCCACCACGAGCAGACAGGCUCAGCGCGGCACCCAGUUAAAACAUGCCAAGCUGCAAGCCUGCGUGAGCCCGAUCGCAGCCCUCACGCGCGGGCGUCCCGUGGUGACCGUCGCCGCCGCGGCCCCCCUGCGCCCCAGCCGCCCCGCGCCCGGGCCGCGGGCGGCCAAGCACCGCAAAGCGGCGGCAGUCCUUGCCGAGGCGCCCCCGCAGCAGCAGCGCCAGCAGCAGCAUCAGCAGCAGCAGCAGCAGCAGGAGCAGGCGGGGCAGCAAACGCCUGCGUUCCCGUGGCCAGAGCAGGCGCCCAAAGAUGAGCUGACGCUCGCGCCCCUCGCCCCCACCACAGCAAUCACACAACCUCUGCCGACAGCCGACCAGCCCGCCGCAUCGGCCGACCGCCCAGCACACUCGUCUGAGCGCCGCAAGCGCGCCCGACGGCGGCGGCGGCGGGGGCCGCGGCCGCAGCGCGACGAGGCCGUGUCGGCGCCCGCGCAGGGCGGGCUGCAGCAGGCGCGCGCUGCGGUGGGGCACGACGCGCCAGCCGUCGCGGAAGCCUCCGCCGCCGUCGCCGCCGCCCCCGCGCGGCGCUCGAUGAGCCGCCCGCACGCGCACGUCCCCCUGCCUUGCAAGGAAGAUGACCUGUUGGGGUGGUACUCUCACGCGGUGCAGGCCGCAGAGGCGGAGACAGCGGCGGCUGCCGCCGCGGACGGCGCCGCGGCGCCUGCGGCCUCGCUCGGCCGCGCGCUGGCGCUGCAGGCGCAGGCCCUCCUGGACGGGACGUUGGGUGAUGCGGGCUUCGAGGCGCGCGCCUUCCCGCCCCUGGAGCCCAUCCUCUCGGAUGAGGACGAUCAGGGGUCCGACGCCGCCGGCGGCGGCUGGCGCACGCUCGCGUACAGGCAGCAGGUGGCCGCCGGCGCCGCCUGGCAGGCCGGCGACGGCGGGGAGUUUGAGGAAGACUCGGAUGGCAACGGCAGCGGCGGCAGCGCUGGCGCUCGUCCUGGCAGCCCCGGCGCGCGCAGCACCAGCCACGCGUUUGCGGAGUGGGCGAUAGAGGAGCAGCGGCUGCCACUCCUCGCGAGCCAGUGGGCGCACGGCGCGCACAGGAAGGCCACGCCGCCCACGAGUGGGGCGGCGCCGCGGAGGACCACGCGCGCUGCAUGA